AUGGCGACGGCCGGAGUGAAACGGUCCUUUGUGACCGCGUCCAUGGACGACGACGACGACGUUGAAAACCACCACCAACUGGAAAAUCCCACAAAGUUUAUUCGCGUUGACAGUCGCAAUGCCUAUAAUGCAUCCCCGAGAGAGCCUCAGAGUCCUAGGACGAGCAGCAGCAGUAGGUACUCUAUGGCUGCUUGCUCGAGACCCGAGACUCCAGUAACGAGGCCCGCGACACCAGUAACCCAUCUGCCGAACGAGAUUCCACCCUUCCCCGCCGACGCCUCCAUUGUCCUCGCCGGCAUUCGUGGUGCCGGUAAGUCGACCCUUGCUAUAAUCGCCUCUACCGCCAUGGCACGAAGAGCCACCGAUUGCGAAAAGGCCUUCCAGCAAGCCACUGGCUUGACCAGCUUUGCAUACAAACGGGCUCACGGCCCCGCCGAAUGUCACCGUCGCCAGACAGAUGUCCUGCGUGACCUUCUCGAACAGAACUCCAGAGGCUGUCUGAUCGUUUGCAGUUGGAUGGAGCGUGGUGUACAAACCCUCUUGAGAGACUUUUGUCGGACAAACCCUGUUGUGCACAUUGUUCGCGACGUCAAAGCCAUCCAAGAGCACCUAAAGAUCGAAGAUGAGGACAAGGCUAGGAACCUCCUCGCCGCCAGUAGCACAAUAUUUCGAACAUGCAGCAACCUCGAGUUCUUCAAUGUUUCCGAAACAGCGGACCCGUGGAUUGAGACUGAGGCAGCGAGGAUAGAGGCGCAUGCAGGUGGUCAGAAACCACCGGCGCCGUACUUGACGCUCAAGAGAGCAGAGAGACAUUUCCUCAAAUUUCUUAGUCUUAUUAUGCCCAAAGGCUCUAUUCCUUUCAUCGAGUCUGCCUUUCCGCUGGCAUCUAUACCGACUGAGGACCGUCGGUUUACAUACGCCAUUUCGGUAUCGUUGUCGAGCCUUCUUAACAAUGAGAUCGACAUUGAGGAACUAGAAACUGGUGCCGAUGCCAUUGAGAUCGUUGUCGACGGCAUCUCGGGCGGGACGACCCUGGACUCUGAACGGGCAGCGGAUAUUGCGAGAAUCAUUGGUUCAAUACGAAGGAGCACCGUGAUCCCCCUCAUAUACCAUGUCGUUCUUCCAGACUCCUCGGAGACGGUGUACAUGGAUUACAUCCUUCAUGGCCUUCGGCUCUCGCCCGAGUACCUGACUGUCGACCUCCGCCUCAACGAUUACCAACUGCUUCACAUCAUAUCGAUGAAAAGGCGCUCAAAAAUAAUUGGGCAUCUAACGCCUGCCGUCGACUCUCCUUCCUGGGGUGACUCGUUCUGGGUGUCUCAUUAUCACAGAGCCCGCCGAUUAGGGUGCGACCUUGUUCGACUCAUUAAACCUGUGACCUCGAUUAAGGACAACUUUGAUGUGAACCACCUAAAGGCUCUGGUGGAAGCAUCUCCGGGCCACAAAGUUCCUCUUAUUGCUUACAACUCUGGUCCUCGCGGCAGACAUUCGGCGGCCAUGAAUCAUGUUCUGACAAGCGUAGUCCCAGAGCCAAUGGCAGCAAGUCACAACCACCAGCAGCCGUGCUUGACAGCCGUGCAAGCGACACAGGCGCUUUACAGCUCCUUCUUGUUUGAUCCCAUGAAGAUCUAUGUCUUUGGUGCUCACGUCUCCUACAGUCUGUCGCCAGCUAUGCACAACGCCGCGCUCAAGGCUUGCGGCAUUCCACAUGUGUACCGGCCGUUCUCAACGCCGUCGUUAAACGGCCUCAGAGAACUUAUCGAAGAUCCCUACUUUGCAGGUGCCAGUGUUGGCUUGCCUUUCAAGGUGGAAAUCAUUACCCUCACGCACUCGUUGAGCCGUCACGCUCAAGCCAUCGGUGCCGUCAACACCCUCGUCCCCGUCCGGCGGCUGAACCCCGAUGGUACUAUCCCAGAAGAUGAGAAGCUGUUCAACUGCAGGAAUCGUGCUGGACCUGUGCGAGCACUUUACGGAGAAAACACCGACUGGAUCGGCAUCAGGGCUUGCCUAAGGAGGGGACUCUCUCCUGCCAACGCCGUACGGCCGACAAGCUGUGGUCUCAUCAUCGGUGCGGGUGGUAUGGCUCGUGCUGCGACCUAUAGCAUGUUGCAGCUUGGCGUCAAGAACAUCGUAGUAUACAACAGGACGAUCGCGAAUGCUGAAAAGAUGGUCAGCCACUUCACACGACUGUUGAAGCGGCAUGACCUGCCACUGCUAAGCGCAAAUGCGGACGUGGAAACCAGGUUUCACAUCAUCAGGAAUCUCAAUGAGUCAUGGCCUGAAGACUUCCGACUACCGACCAUGAUCGUAUCCUGCAUCCCGACACAUAGCAUCGGCGAUGUGCCUGCGCCCAACUUCCUGGCUCCACAAGCGUGGCUCGGAAGUCCAACCGGCGGUUGUCUCGUCGAGCUGGGUUAUAAGACCCUCGACACACCGAUACUCAACCAGGCACGACAAGUCUCUCAUCGAGGUUGGGUGACGAUGGAUGGUCUGGACCUGUUACCAGAACAGGGCUUUGCCCAGUUCGAGCUCUUUACCGGACGACGGGCGCCACGCAGGCUGAUGCGCGGAGAGGUCUUCCGGUCCUAUGAGCCUGAUGGACAGGACCGCUCGGCCCUUGCUCAACUCCAACCACGUCUCAACAACAUUGUCGAGCAAGAGCCAUGA
This is a messenger RNA of Colletotrichum truncatum, 2667 nucleotides long. Its product is annotated as quinate pathway repressor protein. Gene Ontology annotation, molecular function: 3-dehydroquinate dehydratase activity; 3-phosphoshikimate 1-carboxyvinyltransferase activity; shikimate 3-dehydrogenase (NADP+) activity. The record is from RefSeq and is a predicted model, not a curated record. NCBI's taxonomy places the organism in Eukaryota, Fungi, Ascomycota, Sordariomycetes, Glomerellales, Glomerellaceae. Gene Ontology annotation, biological process: chorismate biosynthetic process.